UUAUUUGUUCAUCCCAGUAACUCUCAUCAGAGAAAGAAGUAGGAUCUCAUUGGCUCACAUAAACGUCUCACUAAUUCAUCAAGACACUAUGGAAAAGGGUCAGGCACCCAAUACAGACUUACCAGCACCACCGUACCCCGGUCCCCCUUUGGACCACAAAGCUGGAGUCUCCCAACCAGCUGUUCAGCCUGUUGUUCAGCCUGUGGUUCAGCCAGCUGUUCAGCCUGUUGUUCAGCCUGUGGUUCAGCCAGCUGUUCAGCCUGUUGUUCAGCCUGUGGUUCAGCCAGCUGUUCAGAUUGUUCAACAGCCUGCAUACCAACACAAUGCACAGCAACCUCAGGUCGUACAGCCAGUGAGUCAGGUGGUGGUGAUGCAGGGUCAUCUCCCAAAAGAUGUUCCUGGACAGAUGAAGUGUCCUCAUUGCCAAACCGAAGUUGUGACUAAAACCGAGUACAAAAUUGGGAUCCUCACCUGGUUAAUUUUUGGCCUAUUACUAUUCAUGGGCUGCUGGCCUUGCUAUGUGAUCCCCUUCUUCGUCAAAGAAUGCAAGGAUGUGGAGCAUUCCUGCCCCACCUGUAACAGCGUAAUCCACAUCCACAAGUACCUAUGAAGCAGAACUACAGUUUACCUUCUACUGAAGCAACAGCAGCAAGGCAUCUCUGUACAAGCCGAUAUUAUUUUUAACCCUGUGCUUACCCUGUGUGUUAAAUAUAUGUUUUACCUGUAUAUGUACUGAACAUACUGAUAAAAGCAUACAUAUACAUAUCAGCAGUAAAAGAGCUUUCUUGUUUUCCAGAUGAUUAUUUGAAUCAUGUUAUAAAAAAUAUAAGUUAAUUAUCAGGAUUGCUUUUCUUUGUUGUUUUUUUAAACUUGAAGUGAGUGGAGUGGUCUUGGUAUGAAAUACCUCAGCAAUAAAGUGAAAUGAAGGAUAAUAUGUAUUAAAUGAAGUCUAGGGGAUUUUUUUUUUUUUUUUUAGAAUAUUCCUACGAGUGAAAUUUACAUAUUUUUCCACUUAAAGUUAUUAUAUUGAUUUUUGUUUUGAUGACAUAUUGAAUGUUUUUAAUCAAAUUUCUAUUAAUAUAAACAGACAGCAUGUAUUGUCACCCAAUAGUUAUUACCUAAAUCACUCAUACAGUUUCUCUUGGCUUAAUUCUGUUUACAGUUAAGUCUUUUGUAUUACAAUAAUAAUUCACUGUUUGUAAGAUGGAAUCAUGAGCUACAAAUAAAUAAAUGUUUAAUUAUCA
Molecule: messenger RNA, 1244 nt
Organism: Oreochromis niloticus (Nile tilapia)
Lineage: Eukaryota; Metazoa; Chordata; Actinopteri; Cichliformes; Cichlidae
Product: lipopolysaccharide-induced tumor necrosis factor-alpha factor homolog
Exons: 5
Coding region: 89-610 (173 amino acids)
Cellular component (GO): cytoplasmic side of late endosome membrane; nucleus; cytoplasmic side of lysosomal membrane
Molecular function (GO): zinc ion binding
Source: RefSeq, a predicted model, not a curated record